Molecule: messenger RNA, 4656 nt
Organism: Drosophila willistoni
Lineage: Eukaryota; Metazoa; Arthropoda; Insecta; Diptera; Drosophilidae
Gene: row
Exons: 7
Coding region: 130-4098 (1322 amino acids)
Biological process (GO): regulation of transcription by RNA polymerase II
Cellular component (GO): nucleus
Molecular function (GO): sequence-specific DNA binding; DNA-binding transcription factor activity, RNA polymerase II-specific
Source: RefSeq, a predicted model, not a curated record
UCCCUGGCGUUAUCGUUUGAGAUGCCAUAUACAAGUACAGUACAACCGCAUUGAAUUUGAGUGAAAAAUUGGGAUACAUUUAAUUUUAAGACUACAUUGCCCAGUGUGAAAGGAAUCCCAGUGUGCGGGAUGACGCGCGUUACAAGAAGUGAUAUAUCCCUUGAUAUGGAGUUCUGGGUGGAGGAACUUUCGCCGGCCCAGUUGGCUUACUAUGAGAAAAUCACCAGUGAGCACAAUGCAGUGAAAAACGCCCUCAAGUCGGCCGUAAAUGCAAACGAUGGCAAAGAACUCUUCAAUGGUCAGGUGUUUCAGGCAUAUUCAUUUAAGGGCAAAGUUCUCCAAGAGUUGAAAGAGGCCACCUUGCCCAAAAAACCUCCCAAACCGGCAGAGCCACCAGCCGCUAGUAGCGGUGGCGGCGGUGGCAGUGGGACGCCAUCAUCAGGUCCAGGACGCCCGCGUGGUCGACCACGAGUUGCAUCAAAUAUUGCAUACUUGGAGUCGUCCGAUGAGGGUGACGACGAUGUACCGCUGGCGAAACGUUUGGCUCUGUCAGCUGGGAAAAAGGCGGUAGCAGCUGCCGCAGCAACAUCACCCUCUCCCGGGCCCAAGGCAGGCAAGAAGGGCAGUGCCUCUGGCGGUUCCACGGGCAAGUCAUCACCCCAACUCAAGGGUGGCAAACAUGGAUCAAAACUGAAAGAUUCCGGCAAGGAUACUAUUGAUCCGCCACCCAAAAACUAUCGCCCUGCCGAGGUGAAUUCAGUUGGUGGUCUUGUUGUGGGCAGCAACGAUGAUGCUAAAGAUGGCAAGGACAGCAAUAACAAGGACGGCAAGGACACCAAAAUGCAGGGCAAAACAUAUCCAUCGCUGGUGGUAUUGGCCAAACCAUUUCUUAAGAUUAAGGAUAUGGCCGCAACACGCAGUAAACUUGACUCUAAAGUCAAAUUGGUUUUAAUGUUGACCCCUAAUAAGUUCUGCGAGUGGCUACUCCAAGAGGGUCUGCUUAGGGCCCAGCAGCACUGCAUUAAUCAUCGCUCCAAUGAAUUAAAAUUGGGUGUCUAUUCGGAUGUUACCAAAUUUCCAUAUACUGGAGGCUACGUAUGGAUUAGUGAAUGUUGUCCAUAUCGUUUUGUUUCCGUAUUCAAUAAUUCCAUAUUUGAGGGUGCCCAACAUCCACCUACAUUUCUGCUAAAACUCAUUUAUCAUUGGGCCUGUCAGACCAGUAUACAGAAUGUGGUGCAAUGGGUCAAAGUGGACAGUGUAUAUAUCAAAGGCAUUUACACUUGGCUAAGAGCCAUCUGCACUUUGGCCGUGCAUCAGAAAUGCAAGAAACUUGGCGGUCCUGGUAAAUUUGUAGAGGUGGGCGUAAUCUCUUUGGGCACUACCUCUCAGGAUGGAGCACAACGACAAGUUAAAGUGGAGGUACUCGGCGUUUAUGAUUAUUCAGAUAAAUCCAUAAGAUUGCGAGCCGUUGAACCAAUCACAGAUGGUGAUCGUAACUAUAAGAAACGAUUCCAGGCCAUUCUCGAGCCACUCUCGCGUUGGGUUCAUAAAGACAGCACCAUUUGCAUUGAUCUGACAGUCGAUAAGAUUACCCUUUUUAGCAUGGGCUUUAAGAAUAUUGUUCAGGCAGCGGCAACAGAUAAUACAGCCAAGCACAAUAAUUCCGCUGUUAUGGAAUAUUUAAGAAGAAUUGUACCACGAAUGUUCCAAAAUACAUUAUCCUUGCUGUCGCGUCAGAUGAUUCAACAGUUUCUCGACGAACUGGUGUGGCGAGAAUCUUUUGGCACAUACGCAUUACAGGCAUUUAAUAACAUUAUAAUACAUAUAGCCGAGCAGACCAGAGUGACUACCAAUGAGACCAUUACCCAAAGGCUCUAUCAGGUGGCCACCAAUCCCUUCAAGGACUGGAGUAUUUUACCGGCCACCUACAAGGAGACACCGGCCAAUGCUGCACCCAAACGGCUUAAGAAACCCAUUAACGAUGCAGAUUAUACAAAUCCUGGCAAAGAAACGGUUACCAAGGUGCCCAAAAAGGAAAAAGAUCGAGAACGCGAAAAGGAUAUAUUGCCAGCGGGAACAAAACGACGUGGUGUCAAUACUCCACCACCAGCAGCACCGGCAGCCCCAGUGCACAAGGGACCCGGUAGACCACCAGGAAGUGUGAAUAAAAAUUCCAAUAAGGCACAAAACCAAUCAAAGGCAUACCCAUCAACUGCUGCAGCAGCAGCUACAGCCGCCGCCACUGCUACAGCUUCGGCAGCUGUACGUGGACCUGUGAAAAAAAUCAAGGAAAAGGAAGAGAAAGUGCCAGUGGUUAUUAAGAAGGAGGAGGAUGAACUGCGUGGCCUGGAAGAAUUGUAUUAUGGCAUAAGUGAUGGCACCGAAGAGAAUUAUGAACAUUUUCCAUAUACUUCACCACGUGCCAAUCCCGCUGAUAUCACAAGAUCUGUCGAAUGUCCCAUUUGUUUGGGCAAUGAAUCGUCAUUCGAUUCAAAUGAGAAAUUACAAACUCAUCUUGUAUCACAUAUAUCACCCGAGGGCAAACAACAUCAGUUUCAAUGUUUGUUUUGCCUGGAGAAACACCCUACUGAAUCGGUGCUGGCCAAGCACAAUCAAAUAAUGCAUCCCACCGAAACUAAGACAGAUGGUUCACCUUCAUACUAUUGCCUCAUCUGUCAGCAGCGCUACAAUUCAUUGCACUUGCUCACAGCACAUUUGCAAAAGGUUCACAGUACAUUGGAAUUGCCAUAUUGGUGUCAUACCUGUGGGUAUCGUUCGUCUUCCCAUCGAGAUUUGGUGCGACAUUUCUAUGAUGAUCACAAGAAUCAAAAUUUCCUUCAAUGUCCCUAUUGUCUGGAUAUCUUUUAUUUUUCGCAUCGUGGAAAUAUAAAUCAAUUGCGCAUUGAGCAUUAUUUCCUUCAUUUAGAUGAGCAUGUCAAUAAGCGUGAUCCAUCGCUACGUUGUUCGAAAUGUUCGCUUAGUUUUAUUGAGAAGGGCGAUUUGAAACAACAUAUUGUCCAACAUCAUGUCAGCAUGACCAAGACAAAUAAGCCAGUGCGUCUGUUGCUAAAUAAUUCUUUACUAAUUCCACGGCCCAAGGUACGCACUCAUCACAGGGAGCAACCGCCAUUUUCGACAUAUAAAAGGCCGGCGUUCUUUGCCUUUUUGGAGGGCAGAACAUGCGCCGAAUGUAAUGCCGAUUUUGCCAGCGAGGAAACGCAUUAUACUGGCUGGCUGCAUUGCGUCAAAUGCAAUUAUCAGACCUGUUGCGAGCGUGCUCAGUUUCGUCAUGGAGUUCAUUGUAAUGGCAACUUUGUGGAUGCCAUGGAGGUGAAUAUGCCGCAGGAGAUGCAUUGCAUUUGUGGUUUUGCCACCAGUAACGGAAAUAAAAUGGCACAACAUUUGGCUGGUUGUGGUCUAAGCACUUGCUAUUCCAGUCUGGAGGCGGCUAAUGAGAAUGCCGUGAAGAGGAAUAUGCUUGAUAUGUUGGGUCUAGUGCGACGAGAUGGUGAAACAUCAGGGGAAGGAGCCGACAUGGAUGAUAAUAAUGAUAUGCUGCCGCCAUCGGGCGAAGAACAACAAGUAGAUCAAGAGCAUCCCCGUGUAGGACAAAGCCUUUCAGAGGAUGGACAACCGCAUGAAGGCGCAGUUAGUGCUGGAGUGGGUCUAGUAGAGCCGUCAAAUCAAACCGAUUUACAACAGGAUUAUAUGGAAAGUGAUUCUGUGCCAGAUCUAUCGCCGCAAGCCUUGCCAGAGUCACAAACUGGGCCGAUACAAUUUGGUGAAUUGGAGGCAGCACCUGUUAUGCUGGUGCAAGGCGGUCCCUCAGACUAUGCACAGCAGACGGUGCAGCAGCAACAACAACAACAACAACAGCAACAGGCACCACCUCAGACAACGUAUGGCUUGGGUGCUUACGGUCAGAGUGGCAUCUCAACGGAUAUUGAUAUGCCGUUGAUUGGUGAACUUUCCGAUCCAAAUCCACCGCCAACUCCCCAAUUCCUGGGGGAAGUGCAUACACCCAUGUUUGAUGCUGUUGCCGCUGCCGAACAGCAACAUUAUCAUGCCCAGCAACAGCAGCAACAUCAUCCCCAAUGAUAUAGACCUUAGCUGAAACCACGCGAUUUCAGUUCACCUUGGCAAAAUUAUUAGACUCAACUUCUCCAUCCUUCUUUCUCAUGCAAUUUGCUUUUACUUAAUUAACUAAGUAAGAGGUGUCAUCUACUGGCGGAGCUAGUAUCUACUAAACGCUUUAAGAAUUCGCUUUUUAAAACAUAAAGAUAUUUUCCUACGAUAAAAUAUAAUUCUUAAAUGAAAUAUUCUGUAAGGACAGUUUUUAUGUUACAAGGGAUACAAAGAGCUUCUAAAUUUGAAUACUUUGCACCCUAUUGCACACCUUAAGGGGCAAAGUUCCUUAAAAUUUUCUUCUCUAAAUACGCCUAUGGUCCCCAUCUGACUAGAGAUUCAUCUACUUGAAUCUUUUUCGAUUCUAUACUCACAGAUAAAUGUUUGUUUAUAUUAUUUAAAAUUAACAAACAAAAAAUUAACUACAUUUAGAUUUUAAGAUGCUAAUCAAAAGAAAAACAGAAUUGUAAUUUUCACAAAUCAUUUUUAAUCAAUAAAACACAAAUCCAUACAUAUUUGGUAAAAAUUAGA